Molecule: messenger RNA, 647 nt
Organism: Cyphomyrmex costatus
Lineage: Eukaryota; Metazoa; Arthropoda; Insecta; Hymenoptera; Formicidae
Product: transmembrane protein 222
Exons: 4
Coding region: 111-647 (178 amino acids)
Source: RefSeq, a predicted model, not a curated record
UGAUAUACCUGUGUUUUUAUUGGAACUACCUAUCUCUAUUGUGAAUGUUGUUCUUUUAUAUACUUGAGGUCCUUAGCGGGGGUACUCGCUGCAUUUGGCAUUAGCGACUUAUGACAGAUAUCAUAGAGUUGUCAAAUGAUUUAUCCGAGAUGGAUCUCAGCGUCCACCCGGAAAGACAAAGAUUUCCUUUCUGUAUCGUUUGGACUCCUUUACCUAUCCUAACAUACAUUCUUCCUUUUAUUGGACAUAUGGGUAUUGCGACGUCAGCAGGAGUAAUAAGGGAUUUUGCUGGUUCUUGUUAUGUUUCUGAAGACAACAUGGGAUUUGGUAAGCCUACCAAAUAUUGGCAGCUUGAUCAUACCAAAGCCAAAGGAGCCACACAAGGAUGGGAUGCUGGUGUGGCAGAAGCUAGCGAAAUUUACAAAACCAGAAUGCAUAAUUUAUUCUGCGAUAAUUGCCACUCACACGUGGCAACAGCCUUGAAUUUGAUGUCAUACGAUAACUCGAACAAGUGGAAUAUGGUAAAACUUGCAUUUCUUAUGUUGCUUUAUGGGAAGUACGUCAGUAUUCUAGGUUUCCUUAAGACCUGGUUACCUUUCUGCGCAUUUGUUACAAUUGUAUUGCUGUUAAGUUUAUAUGUAUAUUAA